Pogonomyrmex barbatus (red harvester ant) is the source of this 1079-nucleotide messenger RNA. Its product is annotated as EKC/KEOPS complex subunit Tprkb. Gene Ontology annotation, biological process: tRNA threonylcarbamoyladenosine modification. Gene Ontology annotation, cellular component: EKC/KEOPS complex; nucleus; cytosol. The record is from RefSeq and is a predicted model, not a curated record. Lineage: Eukaryota; Metazoa; Arthropoda; Insecta; Hymenoptera; Formicidae.
CGCGAUGUUUUUUCGUUUACUAUUCUCUAUUUCGAUAUUUACAAUCCAGAGGGCGUUAGCGUAAGAUGAUAUUUAUUCUCCAAGAACUGUAUGGAUAUUUCGAACGAAUGACAAUCCUCUUGUCGUAAAGCGAAUUCUCUAGAAGAUCAGAAGACGACGAGAUCGAGUCCAAACGAUUGAGAGUCAGCUGAUCAUUUGCAACUGACAAUUGUAGCAACUGAGAUGGAUGAUUACAGCAUCGAACUGGAUCAGGAGACCGGAUUUCACUGCUCGUUGCAUUUAUUCACCAACAUCGUGAACACUUCCGAAAUACGCGAGAAACUCAUCGCUGGGAAGCUUCGCUGUUGCAUGGCGAAAGCCUCGCUCAUUACGGAUGUUUUUCAGAUAGUGGUGGCUGCUAAUAAAGCCGCCCUCAACGCUCAUCGGGAUCGACUCAUCACCAAGACUGUAUACACAGAAAUUCUAUUUUGUUUAUCCAUGUCGAAAAACAUAUCUCGUUCCUUAAUCGAAUUUGGUAUCAGUGAUAACGAUAAGGAUAUCCUGGUGAUCUUGUUGCAUAAACCCAGUGAGGAACAAGCUAUGCUGGAGGAGAUCUUAACAAGUGUUAAGGGAAAGAAAGUGCCCAUUUCAAAAAUACAGGAGUUUACAAAUGUAGACCUGGUAAAAAAGACCUACAAGAUCGACAAAGAUGAACUACGUGCUUCCAGUCUCACUGACGCUGUUGUAUCAAGAAUUAGUUGUAAGGAUUUUAUGUUACUUAAAUAAGGAUCAAAGAGAAAAGGAUAGCAGUGCCUGUGACAUAUACAUUAUUAAUAAUGAUAAAAGAAACUUUAUUUAGAAUAUGAUUUAAGUAAACAGUGGAUAUGUAUAACGUUUGAACAGUCUACACGCUUACAAUAGCUUUUUGUAAGUCCAUUAUAUGCCUUGACGUUUUAUUUGCGAUACUUGUUUCUUUGUAGACUAUUUUGCAAAAUGUUGCACAUAUAUUUCUUGUACUAUAAGAAAUAAUAACAAAGUACUAUUUAUGAAAAAUCUGAUAUAUAAUAUACAUGAAAUGCAACUAUAAGUUGUCUAAUGCC